AUGGCAGACUAUGUCGAUCACAUAUACCCGCUUGUCCCUGUUGUUCACCUACCAACCUUCCGUAACGACUUAGCAUCAAAUAAAGAUGUCACCGACCUCGACACUCUACUGCUAUUUGUAUCAAUAGCUUCGUUGACCGUGGGCUUGCUGCCAUCAAAGUUUGACAGUUAUCACGCCCUGGCCGCUCGCUUUGGCACUCGCACGGCCAUGAUCAGCCACUGCUCUCAGAUGUGCAUUCGUCUUCGGCCUGCGGAUUACUGGGAUCAUAUCAGCCAUCGAAAGUGGGCUGCGGCAUAUUGCCUCUCGAUCGGAGCGUUCCAAGUUGGACAGAUCAACCAAAGCCGCAUGUUUGAAGCGGAGUCGAUGCAGAUUGCGAGACUAUUAGGCAUGCAUCUUGUAUCCGAAUACGAGGGACUGAAUCCGAUUGAGACUCAACUACGGAAGAAAUCAUUCUGGCUACAGCUAUACACUUUCGCACACUCCAAGAUACAACCUGGCAGAUGCAAUUACUUGACAUAUCUCGACAACUAUACCAUUCGAGAUGUCAAUUUUGCUGCAUUGGAGCCUCUCAACAUCGUCGACGAGAACAUAACCGAGACAGGAAUCGUCGGCCAGCUUCCAUCAACACCAUCCGUAGGGCUACCAAACAACACUGACUCAGCAGAUGAUGCCCCAUUUCACUCCACUACAGUGUUCAUCAUGGCAUCUCGCGCAUUUCUUUUGGGUAUGCGAGAGUCCAUGGUCAAUGAUGGUUGCAACUGCGGGUUUGGUAGGUCCCCGGAGGAGCGUCUGUCGAAGCUAAGAAAUCUUCUUGAUCAACUGCGGUAUAUACUUGAUGGUUUGCCCACGCACAUGCGCCAAUGGGGACCGGAGGAUAACUACCAACCCUUCGACAGCAGUGAUAGGCGGCAAGGCGCUUUUACCGAAUCUCAUAUCGAGCAUUUGCAGAACGAAAGCACCAGAGCCAACUUGCACGUCAGCCACUUGUGGCUUCAGAACUUCCUCCUCGACAAGAUGGACGUCGCUUUGCAAGAGAUGAAGGACCGAGAGGGAGAUGAUUCAUAUAUUACAACGCAGCUAAAGCAAAACUGGAGGGACCGAGAAGAUGUAGCCCGACAGCUACUUCACAUCCUCCAUAGCAUUCCGCACGCUUACCUAGAGCCCAACGGUCUAUAUCUCAUCUACAAAGUGCGCAGCAUCGCCAGUUCCCUUCUUAACUGUCCAUUUGAGAUGGAGAGACAACUCUCCCGUCGGGUUUCGGAGUACAUCCAGGAGUUCACAAAAGUGCUGUCAUACCUCGAUCGGAGCGAGAUCGUGAACACCGACGGGUUGAGGAGUUGGAUAGACGAGGGCCAGCAUAUGAAUUCUGAUAGUUAG
Messenger RNA from Fusarium odoratissimum NRRL 54006, 1377 nucleotides. RefSeq lists its product as uncharacterized. NCBI's taxonomy places the organism in Eukaryota, Fungi, Ascomycota, Sordariomycetes, Hypocreales, Nectriaceae. The transcript is spliced from 3 exons. The coding region runs from base 1 to 1377 and encodes 458 amino acids. The record is from RefSeq and is a predicted model, not a curated record.